AAACAAUCGUAAUUUGGACUUGACCUGUUGAUCGAUUUUCACUUCUUAUUUGCCCGAUUAUACAAGAUUUGAGGGUUUUUUUUCCACCAUUACAUUAUCUGUUGCUAAGGAAUCAAUCCUGUUCUUUCACAGAUCUUCCAAGCCUAUCGGCAGGAUGAACCCUGUCCUAAACCUCCUCAUAUUUGCCUUGGGGAUAGCGGCGCCAUCAUUAGCAGUAGAAAUUUCUGGAAACGCUGGUGAAAACGACUGCACCUCCCAGAAGACGUGCGGAAGCUGUUUUACGGCCGCCCAUCACUGUGCCUGGUGUAUGGCUGACGGCUUCGAUGCCCCACCGAAAAAUUAUGAGCGAUGUGAUCAUAUCAAUAAUCUCAAGUCAUACGGCUGUUCUGAAAAACAUAUUGUCUUCCCUGACCACAUCGAAACUGUCGUCACGAAUAAUCCAUUACAAAAUGCUGAGAAGAAUGUGGAUGCCAUCCAGAUUGCACCGCAGGAGAUGCAUGUCCAUAUUAGGCCAAAUCGACCUUUCAAAUUCAACAUGACUUUCCGAGAGGCAGAGAACUACCCAGUCGAUCUCUACUAUCUCAUGGACUUGUCCAACUCCAUGGAAGAUGACAAAGACAAAAUUGCUGCUCUUGGAAACUUGUUAGCCAAAAGUAUGUCAGAGAUCACUGAGAAUUUCCGGCUAGGCUUUGGAUCCUUUGUGGACAAGAAGGUUAUGCCGUAUGUCAGUACAGUACCAAGAAAGCUACAGGAACCAUGUCCUAACUGUGUGCCUCCAUAUGGUUUCCUGAACCACAUGCCCCUCACUGAGAAUACAGCUGAAUUUUCUGAUCAAGUCGAUGCCGCCAAGGUUUCCGGAAAUCUUGACGGCCCUGAGGGAGGGUUUGAUGCUAUUAUGCAGGCUAUCGUCUGUGAUAAACAAAUACGCUGGAGAGCCAAGUCGAGAAAGAUGGUAGUAUUUUCUACCGACUCCGGUUUUCAUUACGCGGGAGACGGAAAGCUCGGCGGUAUUGUGAAACCGAACGACGGCAAAUGUCACCUUGAUUCAACCGGGCUAUACACAGAAAGUACCACACAGGACUACCCCUCAAUCAGCCAGAUCGCUUCCAAGAUCGCUGAGCAUAAAGUCAACGUGAUCUUUGCCGUUACCAAGGACCAGGUGCCGAUAUACGGCCAGUUGAGUUCGUUUAUUGAAGGCUCGACAUCCGGAGAACUUGCUAAUGAUUCUUCAAAUGUUGUGCAGCUUGUGAGAGAUAAUUAUAAUAAAAUCACAUCUAAAGUCAGUAUGCAUACAACAGGUGCUGAAAAUAUUACAGUUCAGUUCAAGUCUAAAUGUUUGGGUGACCAUUGGAUGGAUACAAAUACAUGUGGUGGCUUGAAAAUUGGUUCAAAUAUUACUUUUGAAGUGAGUGUCUCCAUCAGCGAAUGUCCAAAAGACCCUGCCCAGCGGAAGCGACAGUUUGCGAUCUAUCCCGUCGGUCUGACAGAGCGCCUCGUCCUCAACUUAGAGAUGCAAUGUGACUGCGCCUGUGAGAAGGAAGGCGCAGAGAUCCCGAACAGUCCGCUAUGCACCGAUGGCAAUGGCACGUUUGAGUGCGGCCAGUGCACAUGUAACCAGGGGCGCUAUGGGAAGUUCUGCGAGUGUGAUGGAUCUGAUGCAAGCAGUGAGGAUUAUGAUGCGGCAUGCCGACAGACCAAUUCGUCGGACGUGUGUAGCGGCUUUGGACGCUGUGUCUGUGGUGAAUGCGAAUGUAACCAGAGGGGGCAGAUAGCGGGGCAGAAAUACAGCGGAAAAUUCUGCCAGUGUGACGAUUACUCUUGCAGCCGUGCUCCGGAUAAUUCACAGAUCUGUGGUGGCCCAGAAAGAGGCAAGUGUAAAUGUGGCACAUGCAAAUGUAAUGAGGGAUUUGAAGGGCCGUCUUGCGACUGUCCAAAAAGUCGGGAGACAUGUCGAGCGAGCAAUGGUGCCAUCUGUAAUGGUAAAGGAGCGUGUGCUUGUGGCGUGUGCACGUGUACUCUGGACACGUAUUACAGUGGGCCAACUUGUGAGGAUUGCCCGACUUGCCCUGGUAAAUGUGAAGCCAGCAAGGCCUGCGUCCAGUGCCAUGGCUUUAGUACCGGCCCUCUGGACGAGAAGUACUGUAAGGCCAACUGUACCAACAUCGAUAUGGUCCCUGAAGCUAAAGCUACGGAUCAAGCACGUCUUUGCCAGUUCACAGACGACGACGACUGUAUCUUCUACUUCACCUAUGAGUAUGACCAGUACGGGAAUAUACUCAUCAAGGCCCAAAGGACCAAAUUGUGCCCCACAGCAGUCAAUGUUCUUGCCAUUGUUCUUGGCGUGAUUGGAGGUAUUGUCUUAGUUGGCCUCUUCCUCCUGCUCAUCUGGAAGCUCUGGACCACGAUCCACGACAGACGUGAGGUCGCCAAAUUUGAGAAGGAGAGGCAGAAUGCGAAAUGGGACACGGGAGAGAAUCCUAUUUACAAGCAUGCGAUCUCAACGUACAAGAACCCCACGUAUGCUGGGAAGUAGCCGAAACUCUCCGCAUGGAACCAGCAAUGAAGAACACAGUGAUAGAAUGGUCACAGUGAGGGUGAUUCACUAUCCCAGGAAAUAGUUAUGGAAAUUCGCAAGUUUUCUGAAUUUGUUGACAUCUGCAUCAAGGGAGAAGAAUCCCCUUAGAAAAGUAAAGAAAUUUCACACAAUUUAAAUUCUCAUACAUCAGAUAAUUUGGAGGUUAAUACUCAUGUCUUGAGAUUUUUGUACUCAUUGCAUUUUUAAUGUGUAAAUACUUGCACUGUAUAUCUAGUGCACAUAGAAUCUAGUCAGGCGGUUGCACUUUUGGCUUUCAAGGGGCCAUUUAUGAAACAGAUUGGGGGUCAAGGGCCUGUCAACAUUUUGAAUGACUUCUGUAUAAUGUGCAGAUAGGGUUGGCUCAUUGUUUUAACCUUUACACCCCAAUUUCCCUGUUUGGACUCUUCCAGUUAAUGCAUUAGAACAGUGUACUUCAGAUACUGGGGGUGUAAGUACCCUAAGUAUGUAUAUCCAUGGUCACCCUUCAGAGAAGCUAUAAUCCAUGGUCACCCUUCAGAGAAGCUAUAAUCCAUGGUCACCCUUCAGAGAAGCUAUAAUGCAUGGUCACCCUUCAGAGAAGCUAUAAUCCAUGGUCACCCUUCAGAGAAGCUAUAAUCCAUGGUCACCGUUCAGAGAAGCUAUAAUGCAUGGUCACCCUUCAGAGAAGCUAUAAUGCAUGGUCACCCUUCAGAGAAGCUAUAAUGCAUGGUCACCCUUCAGAGAAGCUAUAAUGCAUGGUCACCCUUCAGAGAAGCUAUAAUGCAUGGUCACCCUUCAGAGAAGCUAUAAUGCAUGGUCACCCUUCAGAGAAGCUAUAAUGCAUGGUCACCCUUCAGAGAAGCUAUAAUGCAUGGUCACCCUUCAGAGAAGCUAUAAUGCAUGGUCACCCUUCAGAGAAGCUAUAAUGCAUGGUCACCCUUCAGAGAAGCUAUAAUGCAUGGUCACCCUUCAGAGAAGCUAUAAUGCAUGGUCACCCUUCAGAGAAGCAGAAGGUUGACCAUGGAUAUACAUGUAUUAUAAUACAGUGUCAUUUGUAACUUGAGUUCAAUAUCGUCGCCAAAUCAUUUUCAGUGUCUGCUGAUCAUGUCUUGAGUUUACCAAUGGCGAUAAUGUGAAUGGUUGAGCCAACCCUGAAUGCGGGCAGGCCAAAGCUGAUGAAACAGUUUUCCUGCAUAAAAUGUCAAGGUAUUGCUGUUUUGCUUCUUGCAAACUCCACUGUAUAAACAUGCACCACAUUUUCAUUUCUGCUAUAGUCUUUAUAGACCAUUCAAUGUAGUGGACGUCGUAACAAAAAUUGUGUCAAUUGUAGGUGUUGUCUUUUGUCUCGGGAUCAUGUAGACAUGUACACAUUGAUCAGUAGUCAGUUUGAGUUAAGAAAUUAGUCACUUCGAGUAAAGCACCAUUGCAAUCCUGUUCACCUCCAGCAAACAUGGCUUGUUUGUGGUCGUUGUUGCAGGCAGACAAGACUUGGUGGUCACACUGACCUACAAUCAGUGUCAAACCCUGUCAUCUUGUGAUCAAAGCCUAUGAGAAUUUUAAAUCUGUUGGAGAGAUUUUACUGGAAACGUAGUUAGAGGUAAAAUCUGAAUCCGCUUCCAAGUUUGAAACACAUUGUGAUACAUCAUUUCAACCCCACCGAAAUUAUCGCCAUUUUUCCAAAGGUUUUUUGCUUCACAAAUGCUCUGGAAAAUGGAAAGAUUAUUGGGCCGAAGUCAACUGUGGAUCCUGUGGAAAAUGUACUUAAAUCUGUCAAUGUGCAAGCUGUAAACUUCUGUCUCAAACCAAAGUAUAGAAAUGGCUUAAACUAUGCCCAAUAUACCGGUAUGCAAUAUACAUAUAAUCCAUAUUCUUCCUCCAUGUUUAUUUAUGUUGCAAUCUCAUGUAACCCUUUCAUGACCAAAGGUAUUUUCGAUGAGUAAAAGUUGCAGUAUGUGACCUCAUCUGCACAAAAGCUGGCGCUUGUCCCAUAUGGUGAAAAGGGAAAAAGUUUUAUCAUCCAUAGGGGUUUAAAGUUAUCACAACAACAUUAUUUCCCUAUUGGGAAGUAACUUUUCAGCAUACUCAUUGGCUAUUAAAGGGUUAAACUGUGUGUAUCAGUUCAUGUACAAGUUCAUUUCACCUGCGGUUGGCUAGAACCUGCAGGAGACCAUACAUAUGUUUAACGCGUGGUGAUUGGGCCAACUGUGGUGAAAUAGAACGCCACUAGUGCUUUUAUACUCUGCAAGCAUGUACUAUUUUCUUCCAGUGGAAUAUAUACCACAUUUUGUACAAGUUUUAUAAGAAAACUGCUAAUUUAUAAUUGGAAUGUGACAAGAGCUUAGGAUAGGAUGUAGCAUUGUCACUGAAUGAUAUGAAAUAAUGUGUAGAUUAAAGACUAAGAUGGGUCAAAGAUUGGUUUGUUAGUGUUGUGCGAAAAUUGGUCAAAGUCUAUCAAAGAGAUCCACUUCCACACCAAAUGCACCAAGGAACGAUCGUUAGUCAGUUAAACUUAAUUAUAAUUAUUUGCGGGCGGCCGCGCUAGCACACGUGGUUGCUAUCUGCAUUGUAGUUCUACCCUUUGCCGCUAGUGAUUUUGGUGGCGCUGCUGGUCGCCUUACGCAUACAUUAUCGGCUCGUUUCCCGCUCGCUUCGUUGCCAUGGAGUCUCCGGUCACGGGUUCCUCGAAUCGUUCGUUGAUUGGCUAGUCUCAGUACUGGCGAGCUGCCAUUCUUGCACAUGUUACGAGACAAGACCACAAUUGAUUUUUUAAGCCUUUUAGCAGUUAAAUUGUCAAUGUUUGACCGCGACGCAUCAAAGAACGCGUGGUGUUGUGAAUCUGAAAUUUAGAUUAUGUUAUUCCGGACAGUCGGGCAAGUAAAUGGUGAAAAAUAAAAUGGUGAUUGACCACGGAAAUUUUUUUUUAAUCGACAAAUUAGACAGACUUUGAUAUUUCCACUCUUUUCAGCCAACUGGCAGAAAAAACUCAAAACACGCCCCCUAUUACCCAAUUAGCAAAAUUCGAAAUUAAUUUUUUCAUCAAAUAAUUUCUUUAUAUCUGUAGACUUGCCACAACAAAUAUUUUUUCAAUACCUCUCCAAAUAUGUACUUGAGAGUAAAAAACAUGCACUCGUCUAAUAGAUAGGCCUGGACCCUCCAACCUAUGAAUAUUCAUUAGUGGUCUUGUCUCUUACCGUGGGGUCGGCUCCAACCUAUGAAUAUUCAUUAGUGGUCUUGUCUCUUACUGUGGGGUCGGCCCCAAGAUGGACAAACGAUCGGCAAUGGCUGGAGCUGACUCAAUAUGGCUAAAAUAUGGCUAAAAGUGACAGCCGACAUGGCUAAAAAGUGGGUAGGAGGAAAAAAUUCACAGAGCCUGUGAACUGUCAUCAAGUUUGACCAAUAACUGGACACACAGGAUGACCUGCUUGACCCAUCUCGAACAUUUAGGUGCUGAUAUGAAAAAAAUUAUUACUACAUGUACAUCUGUAUUAUUAUCAUUAUUACUAUUGUUAUUAUUCUCCAUGCAUUAUUGCUGUUGUCUUGAUUACAUGCACUUCUGUACAUAUUAUUUGAGUUUAGAACAAAUAUAAACAUUAUCGUCCAUUCAGUAAUCAUUUUCAAUAGAAGGGCACUGCAUAAUUCGCCAAUCCCUAACUGCAAGAACACCAAAGAAAGUCUGGAAAACCUCAAUAAAGAUCACUUCCAGAAGAUUUUGUACAUGAAUUCGAAUUAUGAUUAGAAUAGGCCGUCAAUAGUCUUAAGACUUCAAUAGCCUUCGUUUAGAAAUUCAGUUAUCUGUCUGUUAAUGCGAAGACCUGCCUAUCAUCAACCUGAUUCCUGAAUGGACCAGAGGUGUUUCUGGCUGACGCACUUUCCCCUCUUGCAGUUGUCAGUAUUAAAAAUAGUUCUUCCAAAAAAAGUAUUGCUGAAAUGAUUUUUGUAAAAUUUCCCCCAAGGUGAGCAAUAUUUAUGCAUGAUCUUUCCAUGUUGUCAUUACGUUGCUACAUGUAUUGGGGACAAAAUCUGUUCAUUAUGUGUCAAAGAGUUGACAGUUUUUUUGUAGUGGGGACAUUAUGAGUAAUAUCUCUUUCUUUGCCUCUGUGCUUUAAAGAAACAAUGCACAAAUGAUUACCUGUCAUAGCAAAACAAGACGCAUGACGCAUAGAAGAUGACCCUUGAGGACACCAUGACACAUUAUGGAAGAAAUCAAUGUACUCGUAUUCCUCAAAAUGUAGACAUCACAGAGAAAUGAACAACCAGUCUGUCUCAACCUGCCAAGCUCGGAGAGACAUGUGCCUUGUUUUGCUGUGACGGGUCACAAACCUAAAUUUGAUAUAAUGUCUUCGUCAGUAACCAUGGUGUCAUGUAUAAUCUUCUUUGAAAGUUUUUAAAUCUAUAGAAAACCUUUGAAAAAAUAAAUAUAUAUAU
This is a messenger RNA of Lineus longissimus, 6979 nucleotides long. Its product is annotated as integrin beta-PS-like. Gene Ontology annotation, biological process: integrin-mediated signaling pathway; cell adhesion mediated by integrin; cell migration. Gene Ontology annotation, cellular component: cell surface; focal adhesion; integrin complex. NCBI's taxonomy places the organism in Eukaryota, Metazoa, Nemertea, Pilidiophora, Heteronemertea, Lineidae. Gene Ontology annotation, molecular function: integrin binding. The record is from RefSeq and is a predicted model, not a curated record. The transcript has 18 exons. Bases 155 to 2533 code for a protein of 792 amino acids.